Messenger RNA from Coprinopsis cinerea okayama7#130, 669 nucleotides. RefSeq lists its product as hypothetical. The record is from RefSeq and is a predicted model, not a curated record. The transcript is spliced from 4 exons. NCBI's taxonomy places the organism in Eukaryota, Fungi, Basidiomycota, Agaricomycetes, Agaricales, Psathyrellaceae. Bases 1 to 669 code for a protein of 222 amino acids.
AUGGGGAGAAGUGUCCGUGUUCUGACCUUAGCAACCAAGGGAGGGUUAAAGACAGAGAACUCCAGCACCAAUGAGCUUCUGGUUUAUACGACGCCGUCGGGUCUCGACUUUCGAGCAACGUUUCAACUGCGAGUUACCCGCGCCUCUUCCGGGAAUGGGAUCGCUUAUAGCGUGAUUCAAUCUAUGACCUUGGGUGAGAACAACUGGGACAUGUGGGCUUUUGAAGAAACGGGGUUCAACGAAACGCUGGAACCUACUUCACACGAGAUUUUGCACCCUCUUCUCGUGGUGCACAUCGAGUUGGGCCCAACCCGCGACAUCGCCAUAAGGCCUUCCCGAGCCAGGGAUGCAACGUUCACAGUUUUACUCGGGUCCCUUGCGCGCCGCGCAUGCUUGAUAUGCGUUGCGGUGGCAUUGAGGGGCGAUGUGCACGAGAAGCACGAAAAGGCAAUCGGGACCGUUGCACUGCAAGGAGUUGACGGAUUGCGACCCACGCGAGCGAGGGACGAUGCUGCCCUUAGAGAGGCGCCCGUUGGGAUGGAACGGGGAUAUCUAGGUGUUAAAAUCUUCAAACGGGAAAUGACGACGGUGAACUUGAAUAUAUGGGCUGAGAUCAUUCCUGCACAAAGACCUGCUUUCCCCAAGAGGAGAUCGUCGACAGAGGAAUAA